Molecule: messenger RNA, 843 nt
Organism: Zasmidium cellare ATCC 36951
Lineage: Eukaryota; Fungi; Ascomycota; Dothideomycetes; Mycosphaerellales; Mycosphaerellaceae
Exons: 2
Coding region: 1-843 (280 amino acids)
Source: RefSeq, a predicted model, not a curated record
AUGCAACUAACGCCUCUUUCCUUUGACAUUCUCCGCCUCAUAUACCCACUUCCAGAAAAGAGCCCCACCAGAGAUCGUCCCCUGCAGGUCCUGGCUCUGGGCAUUUCCCGCUCAGGCACCGAGUCUCUCCGCCAAGCACUCAUCGAACUUGGCUACGACGACUGCCACCAUGGCUUCCGGUACAUCACAGAUCCGACAGAGAUCCUACCGUGGGUUCGACUCGUCUUAACGCAGCGGCAAGGCAAGCAAUCGAAGCUUACGGCGGAGGAGUUCGACAAAGUUCUUGGAGAUUGUCGAGCGGUCACGGACACGCCGUCUUGUGGUUUUGCGAAUGAAUUGCUCGAUGCGUAUCCUGAUGCAAAGGUCAUUCUGAAUUAUCGCGAGGACCUAGACGCCUGGUAUCGAAGUGCGGAUGCGACUGUCGAGAAGCAUAAUGACUUCCUCACGUGGUGGGACUGGCUGUUGACCUUUUUCGAUUCGCGACUGUUCUGGAACCAUCAAGUGACAUUCUUCCUCUUUUGGCGACGACUGUUCGAAUACGACUUCAAGUCGAACGGAAAGUCAUGCUACCUGGAGCAUUACGCAGGCUUGGAGAGGAGACUCAACAAGGAGGGCCGAAGAUAUCUCAAGUGGAAGGUUGAGGACGACUGGGACCCGUUGUGCUACUUUCUCGAUAAGCCUGUGCCAAAUAUUCCUUUCCCAAAUGGUAACACACCGAGCGAUUUCGAAGCAAGAAUGGCCAGGGCAUAUGCAGAGUCCAGGGCAAACGCCAACCGAAACUUGUCGAUAUUCGUUGCAGUCCUGGUCGGCACGGGUGUGUUGUUGAGAGCCGUUCCGUGGUAG